This is a messenger RNA of Triticum turgidum subsp. durum (durum wheat), 1938 nucleotides long. The record is from the annotation of a GenBank genome assembly. Lineage: Eukaryota; Viridiplantae; Streptophyta; Magnoliopsida; Poales; Poaceae.
AUGGCGGGACGAUCGGGGGAGGAAGCGGACGCCGCGAUGGCGGGCGUGGCCACCGGCGGCGUGGAGGACGCCUACGGCGAGGACCGCGCCACCGAGGACCAGCCCGUCACGCCGUGGGCCGUCUGCAUCGCCAGUGGCCACUCCCUGCUGAGGGAUCCGCGGCACAACAAGGGGCUGUCCUUCACGGAGAAGGAGCGGGACGCGCACUACCUGCGCGGCCUGCUGCCUCCGGCCAUCCUGCCCCAGGAGCUCCAGGAGAAGCGGCUGCUGCAGAACGUGCGGCAGCUCGAGGUCCCGCUGCAGCGCUAUAUGUUCCUCAUGGACCUUCAGGAGAGAAAUGAGAGGCUCUUCUACAAGCUCAUGAUCGACAACGUCGAGGAGCUGCUCCCCGUCGUCUACACGCCCACCGUCGGCGAGGCCUGCCAGAAGUACGGCUCCAUCUUCAGGCGCUCGCAAGGUCUCUACAUCAGUCUCAAAGACAAGGGGAGAGUACUGGAGGUGCUGAGGAACUGGCCGGAGAAGAGUAUUCAGGUCAUCGUUGUCACCGACGGCGAGCGCAUCUUAGGCCUCGGAGAUCUUGGCUGUCAGGGCAUGGGAAUUCCCGUGGGGAAGCUUGCGCUGUACACGGCCCUUGGUGGCGUCAGGCCAUCUGCUUGUUUACCCAUCACCAUUGAUGUGGGGACGAACAACGAAGAGCUACUGAACGAUGAGUUCUACAUUGGAUUACGGCAAAGAAGAGCCACCGGCCAGGAAUACACUGAGCUUCUGGAUGAGUUCAUGGUUGCCGUGAAGCAGAACUAUGGGCAGAAGGUUCUUGUCCAGUUUGAAGACUUUGCAAACCACAAUGCGUUUGCCCUUCUCGACAAGUACAAGGCGACCCAUCUUGUCUUCAAUGAUGAUAUUCAGGGAACGGCUGCGGUGGUACUUGCCGGCCUUAUGGCUGGUCUGAAGUUUGCUGGUGGAACUUUAGCUGAUCACACAUUCUUAUUCUUCGGUGCCGGAGAGGCUGGUACAGGCAUUGCUGAACUAGUUGCUCUGGAGAUAUCCAUGCAGUCCAAGACUUCACAGGAAGAGGCUCACAAAAACAUCUGGCUUGUUGAUUCAAAGGGAUUGAUCGUGAGUUCGCGUAAAGAUUCUAUACAGCCCUUCAAGAAGCUAUAUGCACAUGAGCAUGAACCAGUCAAAGACCUUUUAAGUGCCAUCAAGGAUAUCAAACCGACCGCACUAAUAGGAUCAGCCGGUGUGGGUCAAAGUUUCACAAAAGAGGUGAUCGAGGCUAUGUCUUCGAUUAACAAGAGACCAAUCAUCCUUGCGCUAUCCAACCCAACAUCGAAAUCUGAAUGUACAGCUGAGCAGGCAUAUUCAUGGAGUCAGGUGGGCCGUGCAAUAUUCGGGAGUGGAAGCCCAUUUGAUCCGGUGAAAUAUAAUGAGAAGCUUUUCAUACCCGCACAGGCGAACAAUGCAUACAUCUUCCCAGGAUUUGGUUUAGGUGUAGUGAUCUCCGGGGCGAUAAGGGUGAAAGACGAUAUGGUCCUUGCUGCUGCUGAGGCCUUAGCUGAACAGGUCACGGCGGAGCAUUUCGACAAAGGCCUGAUCUAUCCACCCUUCUCCAGCAUCAGGAAGAUAUCAACUAACAUCGCGGCUCGAGUCGCUGCAAAAGCCUACGACCUCGUACCAUUUUAUGGGGAACUAUCUGUUGAUCAUAAAGGUGUCUUGUGCAAGCUUUUUACGUUGGGCUCAAAAGGAGGAAGACAACUACACCAACGUAAAGCCACAUCCAGCGUGGUCUCAAACGAGCAGACAUUGAUAUUGCACAAGGGACCCUUUGUUGCGCAGUUCCGGGAAGGCGAAGAUAGGUUACUGGGUCUGCUGAAAUAUGAGGAUAAUCGCGCUGACCACAGCCUUACACGGGCGAAGAUAGGUUACUGGGUCAGCUGA